CUCUGAGCCAAACAUUCAAUAAGUAAUUUACUCUUUAAGAGAAGAGUUACUGUGCUUUUGAUUAAUACAAACUUUUCACAAGAAUUUCGUGUAUUAUUUUGGCCUUAUUUUAGUGACAAUUUGUAUGAGUUUUAUGAUUCUGUUCUUCGAGGAUGAAGUGGUUUUUCUCGAAGUAAUUUGUAUCGUAUUUUUGACGGUCAUAUUUGUGCGAAUAUUUGAUUUGAUUAGUGAUCGCUACAAAGUAGACAUCAAUUUGUUGGCCAUUAUGGGCAAUAUUAUUUCCCGAAUCACUGGAAGUAAUGAUAAUAACAGAGGGGAUAAUAUCACAAGAAGUAGUUUUAGACACAAGUCUAAGCCUGACAAUAACGGGAGCCCUCAAGUGAAUGCACCGGAAAUACGGAAACACUCGUCAACACCGGUAUCGGAAACGACACCAAAAUAUGAGCGAAAACUCGCGAAACCGUUGCACUCGACGGCCAAUAGUGGCAAACAUGUUGUGCCCAAAGCCAGGGAUAAAGAUAAGGACAAAACAGUAUACACGACAACGUUUGAGACCCAAGUGGACGCCCCGCCACCCCAUCCCCUCGAAGAGCGUUUCCAAGACAUCCAAUUGGAUGAGAUUGAGGUCGAGACCAAUCUGUUCGCACCUGAAGUGGAGGACGCGGUCAUCAAAAUACAGGCCGGAGUCAGAGGAUAUUUGGUCCGAAAACAGGUCAAAGAGUUGAAGAAUAAUGCCGUCAAUGAUGAUGAGGAAGACACACCGGUGGUUCCGCCUCCAAAACACUUUGACGAUUUCGGAAGUGAUGACAAUCAGGGGUUAAGUCCUUUAUGUGAUUUAGAAAAAUGGAAGAAAUUGUCGCAACAUUUGGAGGAAAUAGUUAAAGACAACGCCGAAGAUGUCAAUGGAUCUGCUGUUAAGACAUCAGACGAUAAGUCACCACAAGUGCCUAUAACUGAAAAUGUGAUUCCACUGAAAGACAGUAACGAUCAUAAAGUGAUCGAGACUUUUGACUGCAAGGAAAAUAUUUUAGACAUUGAGUCUCCAGAAGUUUUGUCAUCCAUUAAGACGUCGACUGAUGAGAAAGUGGUUGAAAAAGACAUGAAGACUUUGGAGCAAAUAAAUAACAAAACAAAUCGCUUGAAUAGUACUGUUUCUGAGUCACAAGAAUCGGAAGUGUUGGCAGAAUUGAAUCAAAUUCUUGAUAACGACGAGAAGAAUAUGAAGAAUAAUGAAUUGAAUGCA
Molecule: messenger RNA, 1243 nt
Organism: Oppiella nova
Lineage: Eukaryota; Metazoa; Arthropoda; Arachnida; Sarcoptiformes; Oppiidae
Source: the annotation of a GenBank genome assembly